Cyprinodon tularosa is the source of this 5130-nucleotide messenger RNA. It is a transcript of the gene sin3aa, whose product is annotated as SIN3 transcription regulator family member Aa. Bases 258 to 4085 code for a protein of 1275 amino acids. Gene Ontology annotation, molecular function: transcription corepressor activity. Lineage: Eukaryota; Metazoa; Chordata; Actinopteri; Cyprinodontiformes; Cyprinodontidae. Gene Ontology annotation, cellular component: chromatin. The transcript has 21 exons. The record is from RefSeq and is a predicted model, not a curated record. Gene Ontology annotation, biological process: negative regulation of transcription by RNA polymerase II.
GACCCCGCCCACCAUCUCAGCUAACCGAACGGAGAUUGUUUUCCUCUCGCUGGGAGAUUUUCACAUUGCUGUAUCUGCUUGGAUUGUUUUAUUUUAAGUCACACACCACCGACAAGGUGCUUUUCACGGGUGUGGUUUCUAUAACCAAAUGGGGCGGUGGUCGGUCCAAAUAGAAAGGAUUGUUAUUUAAUCGCCUCCAAACUUCUGCCUGUUGUUUGGGAGAGGGGUCUCGCGGCUUUCGUAAGCAUGAGUUCAUAAUGAAGCGGCGUCUGGAGGAUCAAGACACAGUGCUUGCAUCGCAGCAGCGGCGGCUCACCAGCAACCCAGAGCCUUUUCAGCAUCGUAUCCUGGCCCCCGCCACCGCUGCUCCGGCUGUGUAUGAAGCCGUGACCGACAACAUGCAGCCCACUGCUGGUGUCCAAUACUCAGUCCCCCAGGGGUACCAGGUACCCACCGUGGCCCAGAACAGUGGCGGACACGGGCAUGUUUCUGGUCCGACAGUCCACUCUGGGCCCCUUCAUCACAGCUCCGCCGUUCAGUCCCACGGGCCCUCUGUGAUGUCAGGGCAUGGUCACACAACGGCCCCUCCAUCCUCCGCACAGGGUCACCAGCAGUUUCAGAGACUAAAGGUGGAAGAUGCUUUAUCGUACUUGGAUCAGGUGAAGCUACAGUUUGGGAACCAGCCUCAGGUCUACAACGACUUUUUAGAUAUAAUGAAAGAAUUCAAGUCUCAAAGCAUCGAUACUCCGGGGGUCAUAAGCAGGGUGUCGCAGCUUUUCAAAGGUCACCCAGACCUCAUUAUGGGUUUCAACACUUUUCUCCCCCCCGGCUACAAGAUCGAGGUUCAGACCAAUGACCUGGUCAACGUGACAACGCCGGGUCAGAUCCACCACAUCACCCCACACGGCAUUUCAGUCCAGAACAUCCCCAUAACGGGAGCGCCCACCCAGCAUCUUCCCCAGCUGCCAUCCGCUGCUGCCACCACCGCUCCGCCUCACCUGACGCAGCCAACCCCCGCCAAGUUGAGUAAGCCUCCGCAGCUGCAGGUGCUGACACAGAGUGGCCAGACCAACCCAUCCAUCCCCGCCUACGCCUCACCCCGAUCUCCACCCCUUCAGCUUCACCCGCCCCUCUGCGGUACCCCUGCUGGCCCACCCAUGCAGAACAAUCAGCCGGUGGAGUUCAACCAUGCCAUCAACUACGUCAACAAGAUCAAGAACCGCUUCCAGGGCCAGCCAGACAUCUACAAAGCCUUUCUGGAGAUUCUCCACACAUACCAGAAGGAGCAGCGUAACGCUAAAGAGGCUGGAGGGAACUAUACGCCGGCUCUGACGGAGCAGGAGGUCUACGCUCAAGUGGCAAGACUCUUCAAGAACCAAGAGGACCUGCUGUCAGAGUUCGGACAGUUUCUCCCUGAUGCCAACAGUUCAGCUAUGCUGAGUAAGACCAAUGCAGAAAAGGCAGAAUCUGUGAAGAACGACCACGGCCUCACCACCAAAAAGAUGCAGCUCAACAACAAACAGAGACCCAAUCAGAAUGGCUGUCAGAUCCGGCGCCACCCCACUCCAGGGUCAACACCACCCAUCAAGAAGAAGCCAAAGUUACUGAAUCUGAAGGACUCUCCAACGGCAGACCCCAGCAAGCAUGGAGGCGGCAUGGAGUCUAUGUUCUUUGAGAAGGUGCGGAAAGCUCUAAGGAGCACUGAGGCUUACGACAACUUCCUGCGCUGCCUGGUCAUCUUUAACCAGGAGGUGAUCUCCAGGGCUGAGCUGGUGCAGCUGGUGCUGCCGUUUUUGGGGAAAUUUCCCGAGCUAUUCAACUGGUUCAAAAACUUCCUGGGCUAUCGUGAAAUGUCGCACAUGGAGACAUACCCAAAAGAACGGGCCACGGAGGGCAUCGCCAUGGAGAUUGACUAUGCUUCCUGCAAGAGGCUGGGCUCCAGCUAUAGAGCUCUGCCUAAAAGUUACCAGCAGCCCAAAUGCACCGGCAGAACGCCGCUUUGUAAAGAGGUCCUGAACGACACCUGGGUCUCCUUUCCCUCGUGGUCCGAGGACUCCACUUUCGUCAGCUCCAAGAAGACGCAGUAUGAGGAGCACAUCUACAGGUGUGAGGACGAACGCUUCGAGCUUGAUGUGGUGUUGGAGACCAACCUGGCCACCAUCAGAGUGCUGGAGACGGUGCAGCGGAAGCUGUCCCGCAUGUCCGCGGAGGAGCAGGCUAAGUUUCGGCUGGACAACGCACUGGGCGGUUCCUCUGAGGUGAUUCACCGCAAGGCGAUCCAGAGGAUAUAUGGAGACAAAGCUCCUGACAUCCUGGACGGCCUGAAGAAGAACCCCGCUGUUUCUGUUCCCAUUGUGCUGAAAAGGUUAAAGAUGAAGGAGGAGGAAUGGCGGGAAGCCCAGCGAGGCUUUAACAAGAUCUGGAGGGAGCAGAACGAGAAGUAUUACCUCAAAUCCCUGGACCAUCAAGGCAUCAACUUCAAACAAAAUGACACCAAAGUGAUUCGAUCAAAGUCUUUGCUGAAUGAAAUUGAAAGCAUCUAUGAUGAGAGGCAGGAGCAGGCGUCGGAGGAGAACACCGCCGCUCCUAUGGGGCCCCACCUCACUUUAGCUUACGAAGACAGCCAGAUCCUGGAGGACGCGGCGGCGCUCAUCAUCCACCAUGUGAAGCGGCAGACCAGCAUUCAUAAGGAGGACAAGUACAAGAUCAAGCAGAUCAUCUACCACUUCAUCCCUGACAUGCUGUUCGCACAGCGCGGCGAGCUGUCGGACUUGGAGGAGGAGGAGGAAGAAGAAGAUGUGGGGCUGGAGGAGGGGUCCAACGGGGUCCCAGGCACCGGGAGCCCCACCAAGUCCAAGCUGCUGUUCUGCAACACAGCGGCUCAGAAGCUGCGCUCCUGCGAAGAUGCCUACAACCUCUUCUUCGUCAACAACAACUGGUACAUCUUCCUGCGCCUCCACCAGACGCUGUGCUCGCGGCUGCUCAGGCUGUAUGAGCAGGCGGAGCGGCAGAUGGAGGAGGACGUCAGGGAGCGGGACUGGGAGAGGGAGGUUCUGGGGCUGAAGAAGGAGAAGAACGAUAAUCCUGCCAUCCAGCUCAGACUCAAGGAGCCCAUGGACAUCGAGGUGGAGGAUUACUAUUCAGCCUUCCUGGAGAUGGUUCGGAACUUGCUGGACGGAAACAUGGAAGCCUCUCAGUACGAAGACUCUCUGAGGGAGAUGUUCACCAUCCACGCUUACAUCGCAUUCACCAUGGACAAGCUGAUCCAGAGCAUAGUUCGGCAGCUGCAGCACCUAGUGAGCGACGAAAUCUGCGUCCAGGUAACAGACCUCUAUCUUACGGAGACUGGGAACGGAGCCACGUGGGGGGCCACAACUGCACAGUCGUCAAAAAACUCGGCUGAGGUGAUCUACCAGAGAAAAGCAGAGCAGCUCAUGUCUGAAGAGAACUGCUUCAAGGUGAUGUUUGUGAAAAAUAGAGGGCAAGUGCAGCUCACGGUGGAGCUGCUGGACACGGAGGAAGAGAACUCUGACGAGCCCAUGGAGGCCGAGCGUUGGUCCGACUACGUUGGACGCUACCUCAACCCAGAUUCCACCACCCCUGAGCUGAGGGAGCAUCUGGCCCAGAAGCCUGUGUUUCUUCCACGGAACCUGAGGCGGAUCAGGAAGUACCAGAAGGGCCGGGAGCAGAUGGACAAGGAGGCCUGUGAGGGGGGGAAGAAAUCCAUGGAGAAGGAAAAGAUGGAGUGCAUGUUCAAACUCAACUCCUACAAAAUGGUCUACGUCUUUAAGUCUGAGGACUACAUGUACCGCCGCACCGCCCUGAUGAGGGCUCACCAGUCGCAUGAGAGGGUGAGCACCAGGCUGCACAAGCGCUUCCAGGCCUGGGUGGACGCCUGGGUCAAAGAGCACGUCAACCGCGAAAUGAGUGCAGAGACCGCCAAGUGGCUGAUGGGGGAAGGGCGUGACGGCCUGCUGCCCUGCACCACAACGUGCCACCCAGAAGUCCUCCACUUCAGGAACAUCAACAAAUAUCGCGUGGAAUACGCCGUAGCUGACAGAAAUGCGGGGAGGGAAGAAAAGUAGGAGACCGGUGGACUCAAGAUGGGGUGGGAGGUUUGGACACUGUUAGAAUUAGGGAUAGGGCUAAAUAUUGGGAUUUAUUUUUAUUUUUUAAGGCCAACAUGGGAGCUAGAGUGAUAGUCUCUCACUCGUGUUGCAUCCAGGGCGGUAGGGCCACAGAUUUAGUUUUUGUUUGUUUUACCAGCGUUUUUAGCUGGGACCAUUUUUUUUUAACAGGGCCUUUGGUGCCAAAAACUGCGAGCACUCAUGUUCUGGUCGCAGACCUGUGCUCUUACCAGCACUCAGACCCACGGCACAAACUUUCUUGAGCCGGUUCCUACAGGCAGCAGAAACGGCGAGUAGUGCUUCAUGGACUUUUAUCAGAACCGAGCUUCGUUUUAGCUCGCUGUUCCUACUGAGGUGUUAUUUAUGGGGGAAAAAAUGACCCAAAUGGACAAGUGCACUUAUUCAGGAAAAGGAAAAUAGGUUCUGGUUCCAACAUUCCUGCAUUCUAAAGAAAAAAUCCUCACGAGGCAGUUACAUUUCUUUCCCAAACACAUGGCAGCAUUAUUACAGACUGUGCCUGAGCCUCUGGGUGGUGCUGUUGGGUUACUGUAGGAAAGCACUGUUGCAUUUAAUGUAAAAAAGAAAAGACUUCACAACACUGCUUGUUCUCAGACUGUAAAGUUGUAUAGCUUGUGAAUGUCAGGUCCUGUAUUCCAGUGAGUGUGUAUUCCAGUGUGUAUAUAUUAUAUAUAGCUCUAUUAACACACAGGAUCCUGUCCGCCCUGGAAGGCAACCUUUUAAAGACACACUCUGCCAUCAAACACAGGCUCCACCCGUUCUGGUAGGACUGAAAUCAUCCUGAUCAUCUUGUAAAUACUCUGUAAAUAGUCUCAGACUUUUUAUGACAGUUCCAUGUUGUUGUGCUAGUAUUUCCAAGCUUAUUAUUGACUUUAGUUAUUAACGGCUAAAGUUAGGAUGUAAAUGACAAAGACAAAUACAAAGCCCAUUUAUCACCAUUUUUACCAAAGGGAGUUCAUAAUUAAACACUUCUUUGUUUGGACUA